AUGGUGAAAGACACAGAGUAUUACGACCUACUUGGUCUACAGCCUGAUGCAUCAGCUACGGAGAUCAAGAAAGCGUACCGUAAAAAGGCCAUGCUGACGCAUCCGGAUAAACAUCCAGAUGACCCUGAGGCUCAGACAAAGUUUCAAGCUAUAGGCGAAGCAUAUCAAGUUCUAAGUGAUCCAGGGCUACGUACCAGAUACGAUCAGUUUGGUAAGGACGAAGCCAUUCCUCAACAAGGAUUUGAAGAUGCUGCCGAAUUUUUCACAACGAUAUUUGGCGGCGAUGCCUUCCAGGAAUGGAUUGGAGACUUCUCAUUCCUUAAGAACCUCACCAAGGGCGCAGAGAUAAUGGGAGAAAACGACGAAAACGGUGAGAAAACCGCAGCUGUGGAAACUGAUGUGAAUGGGGCCACAGAGGUAGUGCAACACGACGGGAAGUCCACAAGCACGAAAAACUCCGACAAAUUGACUAAAGAGCAACGCGCUAAGCUAGUUGAGAUGGAAAACGAGAGACGGGUCGAAAAGAAGAAGCAGGUCGAGGAAUUGGCACGAAAACUUGAAAAUAAGAUCCAGCAGUACGUAUCCGCGGUGGAGAAUAAACAUCUGGAUGAGUUCAACAACAAGCUGAAUCAGGAGGUUGAGGAUCUUAAGCUAGAAAGUUUCGGAUUGGAGCUGCUGCAUUUAAUUGCCAAAGUUUACAAAACAAAAGCCAGUAAUUUCAUGAUGUCUCAAAAGACCCAUGGUUUUAGCAAACUGUUCACGGGUGUACGGGACAAGACAAAAACCGCGAAGUCCGCGUGGGGUAUUUUAUCGUCUGCCAUGGACGCUCAUACGGCAAUGACAGAGCUCGAAAAGCUAGAUUUAGACGCCAUGGACGAUUAUGAGCGUGCAGAAGUAGAGAAAGUAAUCACCGGCAAAGUUUUAGGUACUGCGUGGGUAAUGUCUAAGUUCGAAGCUCAGGGCAAACUACGGGACGUUUGCGACAAGAUUUUAAGCGACAAAAAUGUGCCCACGAAGACACGUUUAUUGAAAGCCAAAGCUCUAAUUUACAUAGCAGACAAGUUUGCCGCCGCUGUGAGAUCUCCAGAUGAGGCCGAAGACGCUCGUGUUUUCGAAGAAAUUAUUUUCGAUGCUCAGGGCAAGAAGAAGAAGGCUAAUUUUAAGAAAAAGGAGCCCACUGUGAAAGCUUAA
Lachancea nothofagi CBS 11611 is the source of this 1191-nucleotide messenger RNA. NCBI's taxonomy places the organism in Eukaryota, Fungi, Ascomycota, Saccharomycetes, Saccharomycetales, Saccharomycetaceae. The record is from the annotation of a GenBank genome assembly.